GGAGCGUGGACGCGCGUGCGUGUGAGGAGCCAGAGAGCAGCGCGAGGACAGAAAGAGCGGUGGAAUACAGUGGAAGCGGAGGAGAGAGAAAGAGAGAGAGAGAGAGAGAGAGAGAGAGAGAGACCCACAUUCCUCGUAGAUGUGCAAAAUGGCGCGAGUGUGCUCGGUCCCGGCUCGCGCUCUGUAGCUCGGUCUGUGUUCGGAUGCGCGGUUCUUCUUCUCCUCAGCUCGCUUUUGUUCUCUGGAUUUGCGGAGCGUUUUUAAACUGACCCUGAUGGCCACCGAUUGGCGCCGCCUGGCCGCGCGGCUGCUGGGACUUUGGCUGCUGCCUCUGUUUGGUGUAACAUCAGGAGCUGAACUGUCAUUCACGUUGGAGCCCAGUGACAUCAUUGCGGUCCAGCAGCAGCCAUUGAUGCUGCACUGUCAGGUGGAGGGAAUCCCCCCCAUCACCACGCAGUGGAGACGCAACGGGGUGCUUCUGCAGGAGGACCAAAACCACGCCAUGUUCAUCAAUGGCUCGCUGCUGAUAGGCCGCUUCCAGAGGAGCAGGUCCGACGGCUCAUCUGAUGAGGGAGACUACGAGUGCGUGGCUCAGAAUUCCUUUGGGCUGGUUGUGAGCCGCAAGGCGAAAGUACAGGCUGCCACAAUGGCAGAUUUCCAUGUGCACCCACACUCAGUACGGACAGAUUUGGCAGGUGUUGCACGCUUUCAGUGCCAGAUCCAUGGCCUGCCCGAACCAGUCAUCAGCUGGGAGAAAGACGGGAGGCCGGUGGACACCAGCAACGAGCGGUAUACUCUGUUGCCCACAGGUGUGCUGCAGAUAACAGGUGUUCGGCCGGAGGACAGUGGGGUGUUCUGCUGCGUCGCCCACAACAGCGCUGGAGUCAAACACAGCGCUGGAGCCCGCCUCACCGUCUCAGGCUCCCAGUCUUCUGUUUACAAAGACCCUAUGAUACUUGUCGGUCCCGAAAACCUCACCCUCACUGUUCACCAGACUGCCAUCUUGGAGUGCGUUGCCACUGGCUACCCGCGUCCCAUCGUGUCCUGGAGCCGGCUGGACGGACGGCCGAUUGGAGUUGAGGGUAUCCAGGUGUUGGGCACGGGUAACCUGAUGAUUUCUGAUGUCAGAGUGCAGCACUCGGGUGUUUACGUCUGUGCAGCCAACAAACCAGGCACCCGUCUGCGCCGGACCGCUCAGGGGCGACUGGUGGUGCAAGCUCCAGCAGAGUUUGUUCAGCCUCCCCAGUCUAUAGCACGGCCGGUGGGCACAACUGCUAUCUUCACUUGCCUGGCCCAGGGUGAACCCCCACCCCAGCUGACCUGGCUCAAGAAUGGCCAGAUCCUGGAGCCUGGAGGUCACGUCAAGCUCAGGAACAACAAUAGUACACUGACCAUCUACAGCAUCAGUCAGGAGGACGAGGCCAUAUACCAGUGCAUAGCGGAGAACAGCGCUGGCUCCUCUCAGGCUAGCGCGCGUCUUACUGUGCUGUGGGCCGACGGGCUGCCAGGUGUACCCACAGAUGUCCGGGCUGAUGCCCUCUCGCCCACCUCCAUCCAGGUGUCAUGGAACGAACCAGCCCAGAACACACAGGACAUCAUUGGCUAUGUGCUGCAUAUCCGCAAGACCGCAGAUCCGGUGGAAAUGGAGUAUCAGGAGGCAGUGAGUAAGGUGACUCUGCAGCAGGUGGUGGGGGAUUUGGAGCCUUCCACAAGUUAUAGCUUCUAUGUGAAGGCCUACACCUCACGUGGAGCCAGCAAAGCCUCAGCCAUGGCUCAGGAGAGCACGUUGGGAGAGGUACCAGCACCCCCAACUCUCUACACUAAGGUGGUGAACUCCACUGUGGUGCAGGUGGUCUGGGAGCCCUCCACAAAGAUGGGCCAACAUGAUGGAUUUAAGCUGUAUUACCGCAAAGCCCACGCCCCGCUGUUCACCGGACCCCUCACCUUCUCCCGCAACAUCACACAGUACAACAUCUCUCUGCUGGAUCCAGCAGUGGUGUAUGAAAUCAAGAUCCUGGCAUUUAAUCAGCAUGGAGACGGCAAUGCCACUCUGCGCUUUGUAUCUCUGAAAGAGCCAGUGGAGAAGUCAGUGCUGAAUACUCCUUGUGACUGUUUGAAAGAGGAGCAGAGUAAAACCUCUACUACUGGCAUCAUCAUCGGCAUCCACAUUGGAGUCACUUGCAUCAUCUUCUGUGUUCUCUUUCUCAUGUUCAGCUACCGCGGCAGGCUAAUGUUAUGUAAGACAGUGCAGGCCACUCCUCAGGUGGGACGGAACCCAGCGACAGCAGCAGCAAUGCUGGAGGCCUCUUCGUCUCAGCAGGGAGCGCUGGCCCUCAACGGCCUGCACAGCACCAGCACCGAGGCCAACGGGGCCCGGCAUGGAGCCAAGAGCCUGACCGGCUCAAGUCAGAGGGAGAGGCUUGUCUCAGGUUCAGCUGAUGCUGCACAUACGAUGGAAAGCUUGCUGGUCUCCUGUUCCCUUAAUGAGACCCAGAUGUCCACUCUUCCCCUGGACGACUUCAGCCUGGUAGAGGAGCAUGAGUCACAUUACCACGGGCGACCCACAGGGGGCCUCCCGGACGAAGGCUGAUGACAUGAAGGCUGUGGAGCUAUAAGCCCUUAAAUUCCACUCAGACUACUCUCCCUCUCAGGUCAACUGAAGUAUUUCCUAUUUUUUGUCCUCUUUUUAUUGUGCAGAGUUUAUAUACGUUAUAUUCCCCACGUGGGAAUUGCUGGACACCAUAUCUGGGAGGGCCCAUAUGGCUUAAUGGUGGGCGUGGUCAUCUGAUUUCUUCAUUGAAAGGUGAUGAAACCGAGAGAUUUUUUUCUUUACCCCUCUUCAGAAGAGCAGCAGGGCAAAGACACCUACGGUGUCUCCACUCGUAU
Molecule: messenger RNA, 2886 nt
Organism: Colossoma macropomum (tambaqui)
Lineage: Eukaryota; Metazoa; Chordata; Actinopteri; Characiformes; Serrasalmidae
Gene: igdcc3
Product: immunoglobulin superfamily, DCC subclass, member 3
Exons: 14
Coding region: 275-2590 (771 amino acids)
Biological process (GO): cell-cell adhesion; axon guidance
Cellular component (GO): plasma membrane; axon
Molecular function (GO): protein binding
Source: RefSeq, a predicted model, not a curated record